This is a messenger RNA of Phlebotomus argentipes, 402 nucleotides long. RefSeq lists its product as uncharacterized. The record is from RefSeq and is a predicted model, not a curated record. The coding region runs from base 1 to 399 and encodes 132 amino acids. NCBI's taxonomy places the organism in Eukaryota, Metazoa, Arthropoda, Insecta, Diptera, Psychodidae. The transcript has 3 exons.
AUGAGGCAGUCGCAAUCCAUUGACCCUCGCCGAGAGAGUGAUUUGCGAAAUGGAGUUCUUCCUUGUACAAAAAGUGCUUCCCUUCUUGCUCCUCGCGCUCCACAAUGUCGUGGCUCAGACGACGUGAUGAUCUACACAGACGAUACGAGAAUUGAAAACUCUGGGCCGAGCACACUCAAUGCCACUCUUGAGAUCUAUAUCGAUCCACCAGUGCCAAUAAAGUGUAUAAUCGCCGAAGAUCAGAUGGCAGACGGAACUGGUGGAGUUAUGACGCUCAAUUCGGGCGGCAUGAAUCACAACUGGGUCUUUCUCGACGUUCAGGGUCAAUAUGGUCAGGGAUUUCACUUCAAGAUCUCCAUCUAUGGCUUCGCGCCAUCGGCCAGCAGACGCACAGCAUGAGGA